This is a messenger RNA of Sitodiplosis mosellana (orange wheat blossom midge), 1957 nucleotides long. RefSeq names its product BLOC-1-related complex subunit 5 (gene BORCS5). Gene Ontology annotation, cellular component: cytoplasmic side of lysosomal membrane; BORC complex; synaptic vesicle membrane. Gene Ontology annotation, biological process: organelle transport along microtubule; positive regulation of anterograde synaptic vesicle transport; lysosome localization. Lineage: Eukaryota; Metazoa; Arthropoda; Insecta; Diptera; Cecidomyiidae. The transcript has 5 exons. The record is from RefSeq and is a predicted model, not a curated record. Bases 147 to 971 code for a protein of 274 amino acids.
AUACUUACGAAAUAGCUUGGUACGCGAUUCGUAACAAACUGUGAUGUGUCAUCGUAAUUGAAUGUUUGGAACCAGCCAUCGGUCUCCGUGUAAUAUUGUAGACAAUUGUUUGGUGCUAACGAAUCUUGUAACUAAAAUAUAUCAAAAUGGGUUCGGAACAAUCACAACAAGCAAAUGCUGCGGCUGCCCAAGGAAGAGUGAAUAAUCAAAGUCGAUUGCAGCGUGGUCAUACGAUAGCAGUGAGUGGACGUCGAUUGUCGUCACCAAAUGAUGACUUCACUGCGGGUCAAGCACCGCCAGACUCGCGACCAGUUUCGCCACCAAUCAGCGUUUGCUCCGACUCCGACUUACCAUACGUUUCGUACACAGAUAAGCUUGGCGACUCACCGAAACGGCAGAACAAAGGGAAUAGCAGUAACAAUAAGAAUAUACGAAAUGUAGGCACAACAAAGCGAACGAUUUUAUCAAAAUCCAAAGCAAAAUCCAUGGCUCAUGACAUCGUUGUCGUACGUGAAGCGAAUAGAAAAAACGAAAUCGAUCCAGACAUUCAACGGCUACAGAGCAUUCCGCAAUUUUUGCCGGUCAUGCGAGGAACUGUUUCGUUGCCAGCCAAUCGAGAUCCGGAAGUAUUGGAGCGACUACAUCCAGAACAUUUCAAGAAUAUGUGUAAUCGAAUGGAGGCUCAUUUGAAUGCGUCUGCCACACAAGUGGGCAAUGAUCAAGCACAUAUCACAGCAAAAAUGAAAGAGGUGGAUUACGAAGCGACCAAAGUGUUCAAUUCAUUCACGGAAAAACAAAAACUCUACUCAACAUAUGCCGAACAAUUCUCAAAAUUGCACCAUGUGACACAGCAACUGAGCCGAUGUAAUGUGCUACUUAAUCAGAAUAUCGAGAGCAUGGAAAUAUUGAACAAUAUGCUUGAUAUUGAUGAUCGAUUGCCACCGUUUCUAUGGAAAACAACUGACGAUUAAACAAAACACACGACACUUCUGUUCAACAAAACGAAGCCGAAUCUCUAGUCAUCCAAAAUAUUUACUUGCUUUUUGUGAUAUAUAAGAACAUGAAAAUUGUUUUGAUUUGAUCGCCAAUCACACAGGCGAAGAAUAAGCGAAGAAGAAUGUCGUUAUAAUUGUUUACAAGUCUCAUUGUGAAAGUGACGUCAACAAUGACUUCAUUCAAGUUUUGAAGUGGCAAAACACAAAAUUGUUGUUAUAAGACAAUCGAAGAAAUAUUUAACCUUUCUUUUUUGUCGAUGCACAAAUCUCUCGCGCUUAAAUAAAUAAAGACAAAAUAACUUAGGAAUACAUCCCAUAUGAACUGCUGUGAGCAUAUCCAUUUUCCUUUCUUUCAAAUUAAUGUAAUGCCAUAUUCAUUCAACUUUCAAAAUCGAUCUUGUCCAUUUCUGCCAGCUAACAGAUCAUGUACUAAGAAUUAUUAUUGCUGCUGAAUAUUUAAUUGUAAAUGAAUAACAUUUGGUUUCAAUGAGGAAGAGCGAGAGAAAUGAGUGAGUGUGUAUGCGUGCGAGCGCUCAUAUUUAUAUGAUAAGGUCAAUUCGUAAUGCCAAUCAAUCAUAAUCCACAAUCAUAUAAAUCAAAGGCUUAUUAAAAUCGCUUGCUCGCGAAAAAAUUACUUGCUGGUUUGUGUGUGUGUGUGUUUUUUUCUCGUCAUAUAUUGUAAAGAGAAUUUAAUACUGUUUUUGUCUUUUUUGUUGUUCGUUUUGUCAGUUUCAUUCACACAUUCUACACUUUCGAAAUGUUAAUGCGCAUUUAUAUAUCGCACAUUUAUGAAGAUCAUAAUUUAUUCUGUAGGUGAAUAAAAAUAAAAGCACAAAAUAUGUCAGCGCACUUGAUAUAUGUACGCACGAAGGUAAGAAUGAUGCAAAUACACCGUGAUGAAAAUGACUUUGUUCGUGAAUUUUGAAUAAUAUGCAAUGUGAUUAAAUGAUAUGUGAUAAAAA